AUGUUACACCGUAAAACUCACGAAGAACUCCUCAAACUAGCACGCACAAUUGUGCAGCCGCUCCGCACAUCGUUCUACAAAGGACAGGCAGGAAAAAUCGCCGUUUUCGGCGGAUGCCAGGACUAUACGGGAGCACCGUUCUUUGCAGCCCACUCGGCGGCGCUUGUAGGCGCCGAUUUGAGCCAUGUUUUCUGUGAGAAGCAGGCGGCAACGGUCAUUAAGGGAUAUCUGCCCGAUUUGAUGGUUCAUCCGUACUUGUACGAGCUGCUGAACCCUGUAGUGCUCGAAUUUGCACCCAAGCAAAUGUGGGACAGCGUAAAGCAGAUGCCGUUGGAAGAGGCGGUUUCGGGUCCGACGUUGGAUGAAGUAAUCGAAAAACACAUCUUGCCGCAGAUCUUGGGCGCCUUGGAGCGCAUAGAUGUGUUUGUAGUGGGCCCUGGAUUGGGACGAGACCCAUUGAUGUUGAGAACCGUCUUUCGGAUCAUUCAAGAGAUCAAAGUUGCCAACAAGCCACUCAUUCUUGAUGCAGACUCGCUUUUCUUGCUUGGAAUGCUGCUAGACCUAGUGAAAGGAUAUGAGAAGGCGGUCAUCACUCCAAACGUAGUGGAAUUUGGCCGCUUAUGCCGUGCAGUCGGCAUUGACAACGAUGAUACCCCGGAGACAGCCCGCAAGCUCUCCGAGCAGUUGGGCGGCGUUUGUGUGGUGAAAAAGGGUAGAGAAGAGGUCAUUGUCAAGGGUGAAACUUCGCUAGCCAACGACAUGACAGGCUCUUUGAGACGUGUAGGCGGUCAGGGUGACACAUUGACAGGCGCAAUGGCCACCAUGCUCGUUUGGGCAGAGCACUAUAGGGAUGGGUUUUGGGACGCUUCUCAGGAGGAGCGCUUGGGGCCCCACGACAGCGUGGUGCUCGCCUGUUAUGCAGCUUGUGCAUUGGUGAGAAGAGCUAGCAGCAAGGCUUUUUCCAAGUAUAACAGAGCGAUGCAGACAUCGAACAUCCAUGAGUUUUUGGGAGAAGCAUACACUGAGUUGUUUGAAGAAACUCCCUUGAGAUAG
Australozyma saopauloensis is the source of this 1053-nucleotide messenger RNA. RefSeq names its product NADHX dehydratase. The record is from RefSeq and is a predicted model, not a curated record. The transcript has a single exon. Lineage: Eukaryota; Fungi; Ascomycota; Pichiomycetes; Serinales; Metschnikowiaceae. Gene Ontology annotation, molecular function: ATP-dependent NAD(P)H-hydrate dehydratase activity. Gene Ontology annotation, biological process: metabolite repair. The coding region runs from base 1 to 1053 and encodes 350 amino acids.